Molecule: messenger RNA, 3270 nt
Organism: Poecilia latipinna (sailfin molly)
Lineage: Eukaryota; Metazoa; Chordata; Actinopteri; Cyprinodontiformes; Poeciliidae
Gene: slc1a6
Product: solute carrier family 1 member 6
Exons: 11
Coding region: 1544-3232 (562 amino acids)
Biological process (GO): L-glutamate transmembrane transport
Cellular component (GO): plasma membrane
Molecular function (GO): glutamate:sodium symporter activity; L-glutamate transmembrane transporter activity; neutral L-amino acid transmembrane transporter activity
Source: RefSeq, a predicted model, not a curated record
AUUACACCUGUCUCUGUCGCAGAAGGAUAUUUGAGUGAAUAUGAGCAUUUGCACAAUGUUAUUAAUGAAUUACAGAAACUGUUGUGUAUUUACUUGUACAGGCAGCAUGUACUUUGUAUUACAUGGAUAAAUCUUAAAUUUAUAUUAUAGUAUGAAACAAGGCAUAGGUGUGUGUGUGUGUGUGUGUGUUUAUGUUUUAGGCUACAACUUCAAUAUUCAGCGUUAACUUUCUUUAGUGUUUUGUCUUAUCUGCAAGUUCAGAUGUUUUUUGUGGCUUUUGGAUUAAUUUUCUUGAAAUCUUUAACAAUUUACACAUCUUAUGUUUUUGUGUGAACUGUUGCUUAUAGAAAAUAGCGACCGUCUACGCUUACACCAGUUUUAUUCUGCAUGACCAAUAUUGGUUUAAACAGGUGUGCUUCAUACGGUUCUGUUAAAUCAUGAUCCACAAAGUUGGACAAAGCAAUCUUUUGUUAAAACCGUUGGGAUUUAAAACUGCAGCACAGCACUAUCUGUACAUUUCUGGAUUUUCUUUGACAUUAUGCAAAAGGGUUGCCAAGAUGGUGGUCCGACAACGAUGGUUGUAAAUUUGUUGUGGCUUUGAAGUUGAUAGUUUAUAGUUGGACACACAUUGUGAUGCUCACUGUGUCUGGAUGUUAAUAGCAUGUUGUUUUUGCAGCUGAAUGUGCUCUGUUACAGUUGUAUUCAGUCCAUCUUCUCAACUUUGCAAUCAGAGGGAAUCUAUUACUUUCACCUUUUUUAUUCGGGAGCAACAUAUAUUUUUCAGUUUGAAAUAAAAAGAAUGCUUUAAAGAUAGAGGACGCCAGCAUAUAAACUGGUCCUGGGUCAUCCCUGCGAUCUCUUCCCCUCAUUUGGUGGCAGACAUCAUUCCCACCUGCUAGUGCUUUACAAGAAAUCCCUAAAAUAUUUUGCAUGCAUGCAUCACAUAUCAGUGGUUCAUUUAACUUGACUCUGUAAUAUUCUAUCAAGAUUUUAUAUUUUGAUCUAUUUUCAUUCAUUCUCAUAUGUGGGCCAGUUGAGUAUUGUGAAAUAUGUCACAUUAUGAUCCCUGAUUAAACCCAAAUAACAUCGAAGGGGAAGAAAUUAGCCUAUUUAGAGGGGCCACAUUAUAGCAAACUUUGGGUAAAGAAUGACAGAUUACUUUAAAUCACCUGUGGUCAAAGCAGCUAGAAAACAAGGAAGGUAAGAACAGAUUGUUGCAAAAAAAACCACCAGAACGUAAACGUAUAUAUGGGGUGAGAAUGAUGCAGAAAUGUGAAAUUACUGCCUUGAGGUGUUCAGUUAAACGGGGGAGCGUAUCUGUGUGACUUGAGGGUGUAGAUAAACACAUGAAUACGUCACUGAGUCAAAGCGCGGGAAGUCUAGUCUGUUUGCAAAAGGGGAAGUGCUAAGAGGAAGCAGGUCUGCAGCCAGGGCAGAUAGGAAGACGUAAAACUAUCAGCCACGUGUUACUACACGCACAAAGAAAAGAGAGAAACACGUUUCACACGAGACCUGCCUGCUGGACCAGGUGUUGGGGCUUAUUAUGAAUGAGAAGCCACCCAACAGUGCAAGCCUUUUUCUAAAUGAGGACGCAGAAAAACCAACGUUGCCGGACAAAGUUGACCUCAGGAGGCGUUUUCGCAGAGCCAUGGAGAAGAGAGCAGGCAGCAUGAGGCAGAGGAUCGGCUCCAUCAGCAAGAAAAGCCUCAAAGGUUUCUUCAGGAGGAACCUGUUUGUUUUGUUCACAGUGGCUUCUGUGGUUCUGGGUGUAAUCCUAGGCUUUGCUCUACGACCCCAUAACCUGUCCAUGAGGGAGAUAAAAUACUUUUCCUUUCCUGGGGAGCUCCUGAUGAGGAUGCUGAAGAUGCUAGUGCUGCCGCUGAUUGUCUCCAGUCUGGUCACAGGUAUCUCCUCGUUGGACAGGAGAGCAUCGGGAAAGAUGGGUGUGCGCGCGGUGGUGUACUACAUGGUGACCACACUGAUCGCAGUGUUUAUCGGCAUCGUGAUCGUCAUGAUCAUCCAGCCGGGGAAAGGCAGCAGGGACAGUCCUACGGUGAAAAGCGGAAACAUUGAAUCCAUUCAGGCUACUGAUGCUUUUCUGGACCUCAUCAGGAACAUGUUUCCCCCUAACCUGGUGGAAGCGUGCUUCAUUCAGCAUAAAACUGUGUACAAGAAGACUGUUUCCACAAGAAACGUGACAGUGACUCUCAACCUCACCGACUUGCUUAACAUAACAGACUCUCCUCUGAGUGAAAACCUCACCAGGGUGCAACGCACCAUACAGGAGACAGUGGAGGAAACGGUUCCUGUGUCUGGUUCCUCGGCCGGAGUGAACGCUCUGGGUCUGGUCGUCUUCUCCAUGUGCUUCGGUCUGGUCAUUGGCAACAUGAAAGAGCAGGGACACGCUCUUAAAGAGUUCUUUGACUGCUUAAACGAGGCCAUAAUGAGGCUGGUAGCCGUCAUCAUUUGGUACGCUCCAGUUGGAAUCCUGUUUCUGAUUGCUGGGAAAAUAGUGGAGAUGAAGGAUCUGGCAGAAGUGGGUGGUCAGUUGGGGAUGUACACGGUGUCUGUCAUCGUGGGUCUUCUAGUCCACGGACUAUUUGUCCUGCCGCUGCUCUACUUUCUGGUUACCAGAAGGAAUCCCUACAGUUUCAUUGGCGGCCUGCUGCAGGCCCUUAUCACUGCUUUAGGGACAUCGUCUAGUUCUGCUACUCUGCCCAUCACUUUCCGAUGUCUUGAAGAAAACAACCACGUCGAUAAACGAGUGACUCGCUUCGUCCUCCCCGUGGGCGCCACCAUCAACAUGGAUGGGACCGCGCUGUAUGAGGCUGUGGCGGCCAUCUUUAUCGCUCAAGUCAAUGACAUGGACCUAAACUUUGGGCAGAUUCUCACAAUCAGUAUCACAGCAACGGCUGCCAGCAUCGGAGCAGCAGGCAUCCCUCAGGCUGGUCUGGUGACCAUGGUGAUCGUAUUGACAUCGGUGGGACUGCCCACAGAGGACAUUACACUGAUCAUCGCCGUGGAUUGGUUCUUGGAUCGUUUGCGCACCACCACCAACGUGCUGGGCGACUCGCUCGGUGCCGGCAUCGUGGAAUAUCUCUCCCGUGAAGAACUGCAGAAUCAAGAUGCUGACUUGCGAAACUCUGUGAUAGAGGAGAAUGAGAAGCCAUACCAGCUCAUCUGCCAGGACAAUGACACACUGAGCCACCUCAACAACGAGACCACGAUGUGAGGAAAUUUGUUUUCACCUGAAAGGACUUGACAAAUCAA